UUGGCUGCCUAUCACAACCCUCGUUAUGAUCAUUCCUAUCAUUCGAAUGUAGCCGCAUAUCCGGUAAAAGCUUACCAGACCUAUUACCCAUCGUCACCAUCACAUCACUACACCAACCAACCGACUCAUCACUACUGCAACAUUCCGCCGGAUCUCUGGUGUGACAGUCCCCAAGCGGCACAGCAGUGCGGGGUUCAGCGGCAAUGUGACGCUCUACGAAUGCACAGGCGAAAACCCUCAAGAUCACACUCAUCUACGAAGCACUGUGUCCCUACUGCCAGAAGUUCAUCUCUAAUCAACUGGGAAGCAUGUAUCAGCAGUACAAGGACCACCUGGAGCUGGAACUGGUGCCGUGGGGUAACUCACGUAUUCUUCGAGACGGUUCGUUCUCGUGUAAUCACGGGAGGAAAGAAUGUGAUGCGAAUCGUCUGCAAUCAUGUUCAUCUGGAGCCCUACCUUUCAUCGUGUGCUUCGAGCGGAUCAUCCAUCACAACACUGUCGAUCAAGCUAUGCACGCCUGUUCAGCGUUUAUUCGAAGUAAAUGUUUAUGAUGGUGAACGGGGUGUCCAACUGCAACGUGCUGCUGCACAUAAGACAAUGAGCACCAAGCCGCAUCCAAUCUUAGAG
Messenger RNA from Ostertagia ostertagi, 627 nucleotides. The record is from the annotation of a GenBank genome assembly. NCBI's taxonomy places the organism in Eukaryota, Metazoa, Nematoda, Chromadorea, Rhabditida, Trichostrongylidae.